AUGGAUAGUCACCCGGAAGCGAGCGCAGAGCUUGCAGAGAACAUUUUGGGCAUCGUCGUCACAGCCCCAUCCUCGCCAGAGCACAAGACCGUGUCGCCCAAUGGACCCUCAGUCGAGUACGGCGACUCUUUCGAACUCACCUUUCUCCCGCUAGACUCUCUCUCCGUCCCAGUUAUGAGCAAAUCCGUCUCCACCCCGCGUCUCACACCAUUCGAAGAGGCUAUGGCGAACGCCGCGCUGCCCGAGCCAGGUCCCGCAUACUUUACUGCUCGGCAGGCCAUCUGGAGGGUACCGCGUAGUGUGCAGCCUUCACAGUCAAGGCCGGAGCCAAGACGGUCGAAAGGAUUGCAGUCUAUUUUACAGGAAGAGGGUCCACUAGACAAGCAGGAAUACUGGGAGAGUGGUUUAGACAAGAUCUGGAAAGGUCUCAUAGGAGGACAGAGGCUCAAGGAGAGACUGCCCCUCCGUGAUCUCAUCAAGAUAUUACAGGCAGGCUGGAUACGUGACGGUACUUGGCCUAAAGACCAGGUUGUUCGCGAGCCAGAAGACGAACUUAAACUAGACUCUACCUCCGCCCUCACGACCGCGGCGACAUCACGCGUUGCGACCCCGCCCGUUACUUCUAUUGCACCACGAGAAGAGAGUGGUGCAGCAUAGCUGCAUUGGCCAGCGCCACGGUCGUUUCCCCCUCAUUAAAUCAUCCGGAAACUACAAUUUAUUAUCUGAACAUGCACAGUCGGCGGGUGCUUAUAUCCGCUCUGGGCGUGCGGUGAAAUAGAGCUCCCUUUUGGUGACACACUUGCUUGAUCAGACAAUGCGCAACGAACUUGUAUCAUAGACACAUACAGGUACGGUAGACACUACUAAUUGUGCAUACGUUGUGUCCCUCUCUGUGUCCCUCUGUGUCCUACAAUCUUUACACUUGGCUCCGCAAAAGCUCAC
Molecule: messenger RNA, 942 nt
Organism: Phanerochaete carnosa HHB-10118-sp
Lineage: Eukaryota; Fungi; Basidiomycota; Agaricomycetes; Polyporales; Phanerochaetaceae
Exons: 3
Coding region: 1-657 (218 amino acids)
Source: RefSeq, a predicted model, not a curated record